Molecule: messenger RNA, 1709 nt
Organism: Drosophila mauritiana
Lineage: Eukaryota; Metazoa; Arthropoda; Insecta; Diptera; Drosophilidae
Gene: Rab23
Product: ras-related protein Rab-23
Exons: 2
Coding region: 372-1178 (268 amino acids)
Molecular function (GO): GTP binding; GTPase activity
Source: RefSeq, a predicted model, not a curated record
AAAAACCCCAAAUUUGCGUUCUCACUUCAUAUAUCUUUAGUUCAAGCUAACGAAGUUUGACUGUAACACUUGCCGUAUGUAAAGACUGAUGUCGCUGAAUAGUUGGUUUUUCUCUUUUUCCACAGAUCGAAUUUGGUGAAAUCAAUGCGUAGAAAGUGAAACGAGGCUUAGGCAAAGUUGGGGGAAAAGUGAAAAGCUGCGGAAAACUUGGCUGACCAAGCAAACACAUUUGGACACACUUGCGUUGGGCGGAUUGAGAUUACGUGCUCCUCCAACCGAUUUGCCUGGCCAGGAGCUGCAGUUGGAGCUUGAGCUGGAGCCAGAGCCACAAUCAAACACCUGGGCGAGCGGCGGCCCACCUGCCGGCUUAGAUGCGUCUAAUCCAAACGGCAACCGGCGGUGCUGCUGCGUCCGUUCUGCAGACCCACUCCCAGGCGCAGUACAACUACACCAGCAUGCGUGAAGAUGAUAUCGAGCUGGCCAUUAAAGUGGUCAUUGUUGGAAAUGGUGGCGUUGGCAAGUCGUCAAUGAUACAGCGCUAUUGCAAAGGCAUUUUCACGAAGGACUACAAGAAGACGAUUGGAGUGGACUUCCUAGAGCGACAGAUCGAGAUCGACGGCGAGGAUGUGCGCAUCAUGCUGUGGGACACCGCCGGCCAGGAGGAGUUUGACUGCAUCACAAAGGCGUACUACCGCGGCGCCCAGGCUUCCGUCCUGGUCUUCUCGACGACGGAUCGAGCAUCCUUCGACGCGAUCAAGGAUUGGAAGCGCAAGGUGGAGAACGAGUGCAACGAGAUUCCCACAGUGAUCGUGCAGAACAAGAUUGAUCUUAUCGAACAGGCGGUGGUCACGGCCGACGAGGUGGAGACGCUGGCCAAGCUGCUCAACUGCCGGCUCAUCCGCACCUCCGUCAAGGAGGACAUUAACGUGGCGUCCGUGUUUCGCUACCUGGCCACCAAGUGCCAUCAGCUAAUGACUCAGAGCUACGACCAGGCGGCCGGAAACCAGCAAAACUCCAGCCAUCCGCCGUACAGCAGCACGCCCACGAUAAGCGCCUUCAGCCCGACCUUCACAAAGUCCAGCAGCGGCACCAUCGUCCUCCGUCCGGCGAAGAAGGGCCAUGGCUCCAGCGUGGCCCGGAAGCGAAAGAUAGUGCUCAAGAAGUGCGGAAUAUUGUGAGGAGUUGUCGGAUUAGCUGGUUGGAUGGCGGCAGGGGCGACUCGGCUGGCAAUUAAUAUCUGGAGCAUAUUUAACGCCUAAUUAUUUUGGAGCCUAAUGAUGUUGUGGCCGGGUGGCCAGCCAACCGUUGGAUGCAACCACAGCCAUUCACUAGUCGUGCACAGACUCCGCGUGAUGUGGUUCAGACAUGCUUACGGAACAGCAAAAAUAAUCGGAGGCAGCAAAGUGGAUCUUCUGGAUCUCCACGAAGAUGAGAUACCCUUGCGGGCGUACUGAGAAACUCAACAUUUGAUUUACACUACACAGCGGAAUAUUUGUAUCAUCUUUCGGGCCGGUUCCGAUAUCUCACAAGAAUGUAAACAAUUAUGGUUUUGAAUUUGAAUUCCAGGCCGGAUACUUAAAUUGUUCUUGAACUCGAAAAUUAUAAGAAACACCCAAAUCAUUUAAGACAUCAUAGAAUUAGCUGUCUUCUCGGUGUAUUAUUUGCAACUAUUUAAUACUUCUGUUUAUAAUUAAACUAUAUAGAACGUA